Molecule: messenger RNA, 5251 nt
Organism: Bombus terrestris (buff-tailed bumblebee)
Lineage: Eukaryota; Metazoa; Arthropoda; Insecta; Hymenoptera; Apidae
Gene: prd1
Product: pleckstrin homology domain-containing family M member 2
Exons: 9
Coding region: 321-3758 (1145 amino acids)
Biological process (GO): regulation of protein localization; lysosome localization; Golgi organization
Cellular component (GO): endosome membrane
Molecular function (GO): kinesin binding
Source: RefSeq, a predicted model, not a curated record
UGUUGAUUGUAUUCAUUAUUGGUUAUCCAGAUGGGUGUCCAGCUCUGUUUGCGUAUACUGGUUUGAUGAUUAAUAGAAAGGCAACAAGUGUAUCGUGAAUAAUAAAAAAAUCAGAGAUAGAUUACGAAGAGGAGUUUAAUGUUAGCGCCUGGCCUGCGCUCAGCUAAAAUCAAUGAGUCCACCCGGCGAAUGUGUCAGUGCGACUCCACCAACGUUGCGUCGAACCCGUGUCCCGUCUUCCCUGUCUUUGACUUUUCCUUUCUUUCUCCUCGAAAUUUGCGUUAUCGCCUGAUGAAAAUCAUGUAAGAUUAGAGAUCGAUAUGCCGAGUCAAGAAGAUAUGGAUCUUUGUACCGAUAAGGUACUGUCCAAGGGAAGAAUUCUUCAAGAAUUAACCAAAGCUGUCAAAUUGGUUUACGCUCAAAGUUUAUAUGGUACAGUAGUCUUAGAUGGUGACUCUUGGUUGGUCUACUGGUUAGACCGAGCUUUACGCCAUGGAUUGCGUAUAGAGAGACAUGGAUAUUGGGGCACUGCUCGUGAACUCAGUCAUCAAGAUACUGUUGUUGUAAUUCAUGCUCUUCAAAGUGUAUUAACUUCCAUUGGUAAAGGCAGGGCAUGGCUUUACCAUACUCUCAGCGAAGGCAGUUUUGAAAGUUAUUUAGCUUGCUUAUUACGAGAUACAAAAAUAUUGAAAAAACAAUAUUUUCCACAUGCACUUGUUCGGGAUGCAGAUAAAACUAAUCAAUUAGUUAAUCUACUUGCUGGUUUAGAAAAUGUGUCUUUCACAUUGCAAUUGGAUGUCACAUACCUGGAUAUUUGCAAUUACAUGCCUCAAAGGCCUAUGAGCGUAAAUCCUUCUGGAACUAUAUUAUCAUUACAUCUUAGAUCAUCCAGUGUUUCUUCGAGUUUAGCUUCUCCUGGUGACAGUGGAGUUGCUUUUGAUAGUGACAUGGAGCUUGCUAAUGAAACAGAUGCUAGUAGUUACAAGGAGGAAGAUUUUCAUCUAGAAGAAACUCCAAGGUAUCGGAAUAAUAGGUAUAAAACAAUGAUAAACAACUGUAGAGAAGACAAUAAAAAUUUUAGCUCCAGUGAUUCCAGCGAAGAUGGAAAAACACCUACACAAUCACCAGGAAUGGUUACCAAAUUUCAAACCGCAAUGAUGACGAAAAGUGAUAUAGCGAAUCAAAACUUAACGAGAAAACUUGAUGAUAAUGAGCUUACCUGUUCCAGUUUGGAUACUUUAAAAGAUUACGAUUUUUACAGUAAAAGUUUAGAUGAGUCAAAAUUAGAUAAAAUAAGUAACAAAAAUGAUAAUGGAAUUAAAGAAUUGAAUAAAAGAACCACGUAUUACAGCGAUGGUAGUUACAGUUUUAAAAGGAAUAUUGAUCCUCGAAAUUCAUAUGUUAUCAACAAUGAUACAAAUCUUCUAGAACUUAGUAUGACUAUUUCAGAUUGUGAAAACAUAGAAGCACCAUAUGGUAUUUUGAAUACUAUUAAUAUGACUGAUGCUAGUAUUUUAUCAUCCUCUAGCUCAGAAGCUAUCGUACAACGUAGACAACGUAAAAAGAAACGUGGGGAAAGUAAAAAGCGCGUCAGUUUUCACGAAGAUAUUUUAAAAACUAUGAAAUUGGAUGAUGAUGAAAAUUACGCAGAUUUUUCUAUGAGCUUUUUAACGCCUAAUUCAGUUCAGAAGAAAGAUACACAAAAAGGAAGAUAUAGUUGGUGUGCUCAUGGGGAUUCUCCGUAUGUUCAAAAGAACGUUAAUCCCAGAAAUGCACAUUCGGAUUACUAUUCUUACUCUUCAUCAUCGAGUGUAUUUGAUAGCGAUUGUGAAAAGAAAGUAUCAUCAAAGAGUUGUGAACAAAUACCAUGUCAGAACAAUUGCAAGUGUGCUUGUGGAUUGUCGCUUUCAGAGCGAGGUGCGCCAGAGGGCCAAGAAGAUCCCGGUAAAGCAUUCAGACCGAAGAUGGAGAUUGAAUUAGAAGAAAAUGAAGCACAAGAAGCGUACAUCGUUGAAAAAGAAUAUGGAAAUAUCGUAGAAGAUCCUCCAGCAAAAGUUCAAAUGCCUUGUCCAACUAAUUCGAAACAAUAUACUACUUCUAGCGAUUGGUCGGAUAUAGAUAGUACUACCACAUCGGAUGUAGAGGAACGUAGAAAUAGCAGACAUUUAGCUUCACCUUCAAAAAAACGUAACAUGACAUCAAUACUAACAGGAGAAAAUAGUAACAAAUUAUUAGCGCCGCCACCUAUAAGGCAAGCUCCAUCUAAAACAUCAUUAUUGAGUAGAUUUCUAAAAUCUAUUACAGAGAGGAAAUUUGAAGUUAAAAGAAAUAAGAAGUCACAAAAAACGAAUCCUUUAUAUAUCAAAGGUGUUAAAACAAGUUAUGAUUCUUUUAAAGAAUUUAAUGAUAAUCUUGAUCGAGAGAUACAAGAAAAUGUGGCAGCAGAAAAACGAGAAUUUAGUGGAGAAAAGAUUAGCUUGAAAUUACGAGAACUUUUUAAGAAACAUAUUUAUAGAGAUAAAACAGAAGAAUUAUAUAAAGUAUAUAAAGUUAGGAGUUCGUACAUGACAAAUGGAGAAAGUAAACCGAUGAUUGCUUUAUUAACAGAUAAAACAUUAUACUUAACAGGUUCGAAACCGGACCAUAUUUAUAGUAAUCAGUUCGUUAUUCCUUAUAACGAAUUAGAUGUUAUAAUGGUUGGACCAAAUGCACAAACAAUACUAUUAUCAAAUGCAGAUUACGAGAUGCAGUAUUUAUUUUCUACAGGAAGUUCCCAAACUACUUCAGAGUUAAUUGCGCACUUGGAGAUGGCUAUAAGGAGAUCUCCAAUGAAACCAAGACUUCCAGCAGUUAAAAUAUUGACCUACGAAGAUAUGCAUAUUUUAAGGCACUCUGUGCUGUGUGAUACUGCUGUCCAUCCUUACAAUUUGAUAUUUCAGGAUGAAAAGAUCGAACACUAUAAUCUUAUUUAUAUGGAAGAUGAACAUAUGUCACCACCUAGCACACCAUGUGGUCCAACAAAAGAAGGUGAUCUCAUGUACAGACCACACACGUAUCAACAAGUUCAUCCUAAUGCUCCAACUAAUCCAUGGGAAGCUGGAUACUUUGUUCUCAAAGGUGGAGUUGUUUAUAUGUUUACGGAUGCGAAUCAACGAUUACCGAAACGAGCUAUUCCAUUGAAAGGUGGUCUUUGUCAAGGAUGUCGAAGAAUUCCGAAUUCUCAUCGCCCUCAUACAUUCGAGAUACUUUUAAAACCGAAUAAAGCUUUUCAGUUUGCUGCUCCAGACGAAUACGUCGCAUCCGAAUGGUUACAAAGCUUUGUUCAAAGUGCUUCUGGGUUAUUCGAUAUUACAGAAAAAAGAGAGCCUUUGCCAUGUAGCCUUAUUACAACUACUAAGCAUUUAGUAGCUAUGAAAGAAGUGUUUCCUGGUAAACAACGUGGGGAAACACUUUCUUGUGCUUCUGUAGAAGAUCUCACAGCUUUCAGAGUACCUUUAACUCAACAAUCUUGGUGUAUACUGGAGUUCGCAUGUCGAGAAGUACAUGAAAGUAGUGGUGACUGGGUUAUAUAUUUCACAAAUUACACUGAACUAUCUACUUUUAAAGAAAUUUUAGAAACAUUGUGGGCUGAUGCAAGUUUGGGUGAAUUUCCUAUGGUAACGCUUCCGCCAGAAGAUAAACUUCAUCGACGUUGCUCAGAUGCCAGUAAAGAAUUAGAGUUUGCAUGGCGAUAUUUAUUACCUUCAGUAAUCGAUUAAACGAUAAGGUGUACCAGUAGACAAUAGCUAAUGCAUCGUCAUAUUCAGUAAUAAAAAUUGAUGAAACAUAAGUACUUGAACGAAUCAACUCAUAUAAUACAGAUACUAAAGCAUUCUGAUAAUAUCGAAUAUGAUGUUAUAAACAAAUUAUUCAAAAUCAAUAUCUCAUGUUCUUCAACCAACGAGGAAUGGUGAAUACAAAAAAUCAUACAAACAUAAAUUAUAAAUAUUUAGUGAUACGUAAUAUUGAUGUGCUAAUUCAAUAAAAUGGUGCAAUAUGUUUUCAAUAGCGUAAAGUAUGAUAUUGAUAAUGGUACACAGGACUGUAAUAUAAUGAUGAGUGCGUAAAAUUACUGUGUCAGUUACAUGGAUGUCUAUAUAAUCACAUUUAUUAUAAGAAUUAAUUUGCAUUUGAAAGUGCACUAUAGAUACCAAAACAGUUUCAAAAACAUGUAAUACUAAUACAAUGGCAGUAAGGCUUAGUGCAGCUUCUAUAAUGGAAGAAUAUUCUAUAAAUUGCUUUUAAAGUAAGCAUAUGACAUAUUAUUAACAUUCCUAUUAAUAAUACUGAUAAUAAUUGUUAUUAUAAUAUAUAACACAGCUUUUUUUAAAUUUUAUUUUUGAUAUCUUCCCUUUAUAUAUGUAUGUAUAUGUUUUACUGCUUUAAAAUUGUUGUUUUGGUUAGAAUUCUGAUUACUAUGUUUUAGAUUGUAAAGGUUUAAAAAUUAAUUAUCGGAUGUAAUUUUCAUGUUAUUAGCGAGGUGCUUUAUUUAGUAACUCCAUAUUUCUGGGAGAUAAAUAUUGGGAAAAAUUAUAACGAGUUAGUUUUUUUUAAAUACCAGCAAUACAUUUUAAUAUGGAAGAAACAGCUUCGUAUACCAAAGAGGUUUCUUCUAAUACUAAAAUUAAUAUAUUGGUUUUUAAUUCCUUUUAUAAUGUGAACAACUUCUUUAUUUUACAAUCAUAUAUCUUUUCAUUACCAAAAACUACGUGAACCGAUGCAGGUUGUAAAUCAUUGUGAAUAAAAUUCUAAUUCUAUGUGCAUUGUUUCAUGUAGUCACAUACAAUUGUAAUAAAAUAUUGAAUGAAAGAGACUUAUUAAUGUACGCAAUUGUAAUAUGAAAUUUGCGUAUGUUAUAUAUGAUACAAAAUUGGAACAUAAUCAACACAUGUUAGUUUCUAAUGUGUCUAAAGGAAAAAAAUGUUAAAUUUUACAUGCUUUGAUCAAGCAUGUUAAGCAUUCUUAAAUAUUACAGCCAUAGAAUUUUUGCACAAUGUCAACAUCACCGUACAUGAUCUUCAAAGUUACAAAUAAAAAAUAAAUAGAAAUAAAAUUGUAACUAGUCACCAAAAUAAAAGCAAAAACAUGUCUUGUUCUCCUUUCUUGUAAAAUGUAAUGAAAAAUUUGAAUUUUAAUUAUAUAUUGGAUAAGUAUAGUAAUAUCUCGUAUCUUUUACUUUGUUUUUAUUGCAAUAAAUUCUUCUACAUAAUAA